AUUGUGAAGGUUCAGCUUAUUCUGCCUGAUACCCCCCUUAAAGUCUUCUCGCAGUGUGUCAAUACGCCCCUUAUCCCUUCUGGUCCCGUCCAACGAAGCAGCAAGCUGUUUCUCUUUCCUUUGCGCGUUUGCAACCUUCCUGAGUCCUGGCUGAGCUGGUGAAUUGCUGGGCAGUGUGUGCUGGUUCGCCUUGCGCUGCCUAGCCCCUUUAUUAAUGGUGUUAAGCAGCUUCCCCUUGGAAUUGUGGAAGUUGCUGUUACUAUGCCUGUUGGAGCGGGAUACGAGCUCGUUCUGGGUCGGUGAGUCCACGUUGGACAUCUUGCUGGUUUCACUUCGCGCAUCCGAGUUUAUAGUGGGCUGCUUCUGGCCGACUAAUGGGUCCUCGCUGCCGUCUGGAAUUUUCUUGGUGCCGAUGCGAAGUCUCAUCUUCUUCUGCGCCUUCAACCCUGGGUCAUUUGGGUUGGCUAUUUUGAUGCCCAUCUGAUCUGUGGGGAGUUCUUGCGACUUUCCUUCCCACUCGUCACUCGGCUGUUCUUUGGGCCGCGCUCCUAACUGCAAGGUGGCAACUUCGCGCUUGUGUAAUUGCUCGGGUUGAUCCUCGGGUUCCUUAUCAGUCGCUCCCCGCUCGUGCAGCUCCGUAGUCUGGUC
Messenger RNA from Pseudomassariella vexata, 648 nucleotides. RefSeq lists its product as uncharacterized. NCBI's taxonomy places the organism in Eukaryota, Fungi, Ascomycota, Sordariomycetes, Amphisphaeriales, Pseudomassariaceae. The record is from RefSeq and is a predicted model, not a curated record. The transcript is spliced from 2 exons. Bases 215 to 484 code for a protein of 89 amino acids.